This is a messenger RNA of Nymphaea colorata (pocket water lily), 2902 nucleotides long. RefSeq names its product GPCR-type G protein COLD1. The transcript has 14 exons. Gene Ontology annotation, molecular function: abscisic acid binding. Lineage: Eukaryota; Viridiplantae; Streptophyta; Magnoliopsida; Nymphaeales; Nymphaeaceae. The record is from RefSeq and is a predicted model, not a curated record. Bases 335 to 1741 code for a protein of 468 amino acids. Gene Ontology annotation, biological process: response to abscisic acid. Gene Ontology annotation, cellular component: membrane.
CUUAAUAAUAUCCGAGACGAGAUUUUGGAGCCAAGCAGCAAGCGCCAACGACGGCGCGGCACCGCCAUUUUCCGGGGGUAGUAUGAACUACUAAGUGAAAAUUCAAGAACGCCCGGCAACGGACGGGAACGCUGUCGGCGGUUAAGAUCAGAUCUCCCGGCGGACGAGAGAGACCAUCUGUGGUUCCAUCUAGCAGCGUCAGGAAAGGAGAAUUGUAUCUGGUUCUCUGUCUUGCUCUCCCGAUCGAUCGUUCUGUGUCGCGGAGAAGCAGAAAAGAGAGAGAGUGGGGGAAUAGUGGGGUGGGAGCCGGGAGGAGGAAGGGAAGGUCGGCGUGAUGGGGUGGGGAUGGUCGAUCUUUGAAGGGAUCGUGGCCAUCGGAUCGUUGCUGCUGCUGGGAUGGGCGGGGCUCUGGUUCCUCAACCGUCGUCUCUACAAGGAGUACGAGGAGAAGAGGGCGCUCGUUCAGAUCCUUUUUAGCGUGGUCUUCGCUUUCUCCUGCAACCUCCUCCAGCUCGUCCUCUUCGAGAUAAUACCCGUCCUUUCCAAAGAGGCAAGAUGGAUAAACUGGAAUGUUGAUUUGUUUUGUUUGAUUACGUUGCUGGUUUUCAUGCUGCCUUACUACCAUUGCUACUUACUUCUGCGGAAUAAUGGUGUGGGAAGAGAAAGGGCAGCUUUUGCUGCGGUGUUAUUCUUGUUGGCAUUUCUUUAUGCAUUCUGGCGCAUGGGCAUUCACUUUCCAAUGCCAUCCCCCGAAAAAGGUUUUUUCACAAUGCCACAAUUGGUCAGCAGAAUUGGAGUGAUAGGUGUGACAGUUAUGGCUGUAUUAUCUGGUUUUGGAGCAGUCAAUCUUCCAUAUAGUUACUUGUCGCUCUUCAUCAGGGAGAUUGAGGAAGCUGAUAUAAAGGCUCUAGAACGGCAACUGAUGCAGUCCAUGGAAACAUGUAUCAUGAAGAAAAAGAAAAUUAUUCUUUCUCAGAUGGAGAUGGAACGGAUCCAAGAUUCUCAAGAGAAGCUUAAGGCUGGAUCAUUUAUAAAGCGGUUGGUUGGGACUGUCGUACGUUCUGUGCAUGAAGAUAAGAAAGAACAGGAUAUUAAAAACAUGCAGGCAGAAGUUCAAGCUUUAGAAGAACUGUCAAAGCAACUUUUUCUUGAGAUUUAUGAACUACGACAGGCAAAAGAGGCUGCUGCAUAUUCACGGACUUGGAGAGGGCAUUUGCAGAAUAUUCUGGGAUAUGCAUGUUCUAUUUAUUGUGUAUAUAAAAUGGUUAAGUCACUGCAAAGCGUGGUCUUCAAAGAGGCUGGCUCUGUUGAUCCGGUUACCAUGACAAUCAGCAUAUUUCUGCAGUUUUUUGACAUUGGCAUGGACGCUGCAGUUUUGUCUCAGUACGUGUCCUUAAUAUUCAUUGGAAUGCUUGUUGUGAUCUCUGUCCGUGGCUUCCUUACAAAUUUAAUGAAGUUCUUCUUUGCCGUUUCUCGAGUUGGAAGUGAAUCAACAACAAAUGUUGUGCUCUUCUUGUCAGAGAUAAUGGGGAUGUAUUUUGUUUCUUCAAUUCUUCUGAUAAGAAAAAAUCUUGCAACUGAGUACAGGAUGAUAAUCACAGACGUGUUGGGUGGAGACAUACAGUUUGAUUUCUAUCAUCGGUGGUUUGAUGCUAUAUUUGUUGCAAGUGCUUUUCUCUCCUUGCUUCUGUUGUCUGUGCACUAUACUUCCCGGCAAGCAGACAAGCAUCCCAUCGACUGAAUGCUUCUGUGUACUGUCUGCAUUGCCUGCAAUUGAAGGAGCCUGUGCUAUGUCUCAUGAUCAACCAUGCGAAGUAACCAAUCCAUAAGUAGCCUCCCCCUGAUUUCUCCAGUAAUGUAGAUAAGCAUCUUUAAUUCAUGGAUGGCACCAGGCUUCAUCCUGUUACAUGUAUCAGUUGUUUGAAAGCCAGAUUCCACCACUAUUGGAGCUAUCCAUAUGGUUUUAUUGGUUUUGACUUCCAAUCAUUAUUCCAAUUAUAAUUUUUCUUUUUGUGAAAAAAAGAUACCUGAUUGUUGAUUAUACAAUGCAUUUAAUAGAAAUUAUUAUAUCUCAACAUGUUGAUCCAUAGAUCUUUGCCAAAUCGACUUGGGACUCAGCUUGUGAGUGUUUCAAGUCAUGAACAUGGUAGCACUUGAGAUAUCACUAUUAUCGCCUGAAUCAAGUAUAAAACCUGUCUGACUUGCUCAAGUCAUGAGUCGCGAGUCACUCAUCAAUUCAGACCACUGCACAAGUAUGUAACUUUUAACGUUUAAAUUUUAACAACUAUUACAUUUAAACUUAAGGGUGGGGGAAACAAAAGGUACAUAGGCAGGUCUUCCCCAUUAUCGUACUGGUGUGGCAGGUUUCUUCUCUUGUAUCCCUCUGCUCCAGGCUGCCUCCAGAACUAAUGAAGCAUGCUUCCUGCUAGAAAACAUUUUUGGCUGAGUUGUUGAUCUGCAGCACCACCAUUCCCAGCUGAGUCACUGAUCUGCAGCCUUUCAACAUCCCACCCCUUGUGCUCUGGUCCAAUUGUAGCUGCAAUCAACCUCCUCCCCCACACCUCCAUUGCUGCCGCAUUCUGAUCCUGGCAGUCGGCUCUCAGCCUCAGAUCUUCGACUCAGAGGAAUUGGUAUCUGUAAGGAGUAAUCACCGAUAGUCCAGGCUGAGGAGGGUUUCUUCUUAUGAUUAAAUGACGUACCAUCACCUCCAGAAAAUGUGUUGCAGGUGGCAGUCGUUCCCGUGUAUCUAGUUUCUUUUGUUGGUGCUAUGAAUUUGUUUUGCUGGUUAAUGUUUCUUUUUUUCUAAUUUAUUAUUUUACCCUAAAUCAAUUCUUCAUAUUUUUCUUAAGUGUAAAGGCAGUUUUUUUCUUCUCUUUUGCAUUUUAUUUAAGUUAAUUUUGUA